AGGGUGCUGGGCGGAGUGUUGCCUGGUUCGAGGGUGUCGCCGCGAGGGUCGCAGAUCAUCGUCAUCGAAUAUGCCAAGGCGCGCCCGGAGCUCUUCAGGAACUGGGCAUGCUUUCCCGACGAUGUCGAGAUUUACGAAUAUUUGGAUGGCACCAGGCAUGUGGAGAUAUCUGAUAUGCUGGAGAAGCCGCCGGCGGGGCGCGGAAUUGUGCCCCCGGACUACGUUUGUCCGUUUGUACUGAUCCCAAAUAACGAGGACUGGGAGGACCUGCAAAAGCGCCCCAUCACGAGGCAGCUGUUGAACGCUUUACGAGACGCCGGAUUCCUGGCGUCCUUUGAAAGCUGCCUUGCCGUGCUGGCAGGUCCGCAAGUGGAUUGGGCUGCCGUUGAGGACCAGAGGAACCUGGAGGAAGCAUUGGACUCUGGCGUUGUCGACACCACGCCUUCUACCACUGUGUCUCCCGGCUUUUACGGCCACGGCAUCUUCGACCUUACAUCUCCUAUGACAAACGAAUCCGGCAUAGUCAAUACUACAUCUCCUGUGACGGAAGACUACGGCAAUAUUGAAACUACAGCUUUCGAAACAGGCGGCCAGGACAUGGUUGACACUGUAUCUCCAGACACACGUGGCGUUCGCGCCACGACUUCGAUGCUCAAUCAGUACAUCGACUCUUGUCGAGUUCAACCGGCACCACGGCGGGAUGCCGAGGGCUGGAUCGACUAUGGUUUGCGGUAA
Messenger RNA from Verticillium nonalfalfae, 735 nucleotides. RefSeq lists its product as uncharacterized. NCBI's taxonomy places the organism in Eukaryota, Fungi, Ascomycota, Sordariomycetes, Glomerellales, Plectosphaerellaceae. The transcript is spliced from 2 exons. The annotation marks the transcript as partial. The record is from RefSeq and is a predicted model, not a curated record.